This is a messenger RNA of Moneuplotes crassus, 1548 nucleotides long. Lineage: Eukaryota; Ciliophora; Spirotrichea; Euplotida; Euplotidae. The record is from the annotation of a GenBank genome assembly.
UGAUUCAGAGAAUAACUACAAAAGUACUCUUCCAGUGAUUGAAGAAGAGAAAAACAUGAGCAAGUCCUAGCUAACAACUCUAGAUUUAGUAAAGAAAGAGAAUCGAUUAAAAAUGAAGAAGUAUGAGAAGCAGUUUGGAGAACUCUUUCUCGAUUUAAAUAAUAGUUUAAACAGCUAUCAAGAGAAGCUUGCCAAAAACUUCCUGAAUACCUUCCAGGAACAGAUCAUGAAACUUCAUGACGACAUCUGGAAGCUUAAAGAAAAAGUUGACCAUGAUGAUGAAGAAAUGCUGAACAAGCCAAAUGAUAAAUCUAACAAAUCUAAAAGUAAGAGUAAGUUUCUUGAAGAGACACUUGAGUGGCUUAAGAAAGAAUCAAUCAGACUUACUGAGAAAAACUCAGCACAGAAGAAAGAGAUAGGAAAGUGGAAGUCUAAAGCAGAUGCAUUUGAAUCUGACAUAGCUUUCCUUCAAGUUGUAAUUAAAUAAAUCCAAGAAAACCAUAAAACUGCUGAAUUACAAACUUUCACAGUGCACUUGUGAGAACUUGAAGCAAGAAAUUAAUGACCCAAGCUUGUAUAAAGACUUUUCGUGCACUCAUUAUGAGAACCAGAUGAUUUUGCCUUCAGGUGAUAAAAAGUAUGAUGAUAGCACAAUGAUCUUUAAUAAAACUCAGACAGAUAUUUACCCAGUCAAGAAAGAUAAGGGGAAUCAAAAUGCUCUGGUUCUAAGAGAUGCUAGCUCUAUCGAGCACUUUCCUAUCUCCGAGACCCAGGAGUUAUCAACAAAAGCUCAGGAAUUAAAGGUAAACAAUAUAAUAAAAAGUCAGAAGAGGCAAAUAGACUACCUUAAGAGUAAAUUAAAAUCUGUGACUCGGACCAAGGUCAAGAAUGUCCAAAGGUCAUCAGACCUAGAGAAAUUGUUCAUGUCAUGAGUAGAGGAAGUGAAGAAGGAGGUGACUAAGAGACGCACACUUUCCUCUGUCAGAACAAAAAGAGAGCUUAAAGGUUCUUUCUGUAAUCAGGAUAAAAUCAAGAUUUUAGAGAAAUUUGUUACAAAUGAGACCCUCCUUUCUCAAAUUUAUCAGAAUAUUUUUGAUCAACCUAAGGAAGAAGGUAAAGAAAUCCCCUUCGUUCAAGAAACACUGAAAACAUUCUCACCAGAUGUGGAAGAUAUUGAGAAAAUCACCUUUGAUCCUCUCAUAGACACUAAAAAGACAUUUAUGCAGUUCAAGACCUCGAGGGUGUGUAAGCCUCUAUCCUCUGGAACUGGAGGGAAAACACUAAGUUCCAAAGCUAGUGGAUACAAUAAGCCGAAAUUUGUCGUCCCUAAUACAAGUGAUGACACCAGAAGACCAAGUAAAAGACCAGUAAAGCUGAUCAAGUUGCCAAAAGAGAGAAGCCAAGGGAGAAAUAGAGCCCAUAAACUAGGCCUUAAGCCGCUUUAUCAUACUCAUAGAUAAGCAUAAAGCCUCAGAAAAGUUUAGAGGAUGAAGCCGACCUUGAGAAUGUCAAGAACUCCAUUAAUGAAGAAAGGAGCAGUUCUUUUGU